UCUGAAACUCAACUGGCUCCUUCCCUCCUAACUCCUCACUUCAUAGUGCCGCGCACUAAAAACAUCGGACGCUAGGGGAUCAAGACGCAUGCCACAUUGCCUCUAUGUGGGCACUUUAACAGAUCUUUCGGUGUGUUUUUUUCCCCAGUUAGGGGGCUGUGGAGGGAGGCCUUUUUUAUUUUCACAGUUUGAUGACUCUUUGCACGGCCGAUUAUUGAGUUGAUUAUUUAUUGUUUCGACCGUUGUUGCUCGCCGCCUUGUGCGCUUUUUUUUUUUUUUUCUUCCCUUUUUGGAAUCGGUGACCUAUAGAGCGCUCACCAAUGUCCUAUCCUCAGGGUUACCUCUACCAGCCCCCGGGCUCUUUGGCUCUAUAUUCGUGUCCGGCUUACGGGGCCUCGGCUUUGGCCGCUCCGCGGAAUGAAGACUUGGCGAGAUCCUCCUCUGGCUCAGCCUUCAGCCCCUACCCCGGGUCGGCUGCGUUUUCCGCAUCUGCCGGCGCAGGCUUCUCCAGUCCGCUGUCAUACUCCGCAGAUCCAACUACGGGAUUCCCAUCUUACAUGUCUUCUCCUUAUGACGCGCACACAACGGGCAUGGCCGGGGCUCUGACCUACCAUCCAUAUGGCAGCCCGGGGUACCCAUACCAGCUCAACGACCCGGCUUACCGCAAGAAUGCCACCAGAGACGCCACGGCCACUCUGAAGGCCUGGCUACAGGAGCACCGGAAGAACCCCUACCCCACCAAAGGGGAGAAGAUCAUGCUGGCCAUCAUCACCAAGAUGACCCUGACCCAGGUGUCCACCUGGUUCGCCAACGCCCGGAGGAGGCUCAAGAAGGAGAACAAGAUGACAUGGGCGCCCAGGAAUAAGAGCGAGGAUGAGGACGAGGAUGAGGGGGAAGGGGAGAGGAAAGACGUGGAGCGCUCUGAUAAAACCCUGGAUAACGGCGAGGCGUCGGCAGACGAUGAAGGUAUCAGCUUGCAUGUGGACACUCUCACGGAUCACUCAUGCUCGGCGGAGUCCGACGGGGAGAAGGUCAGCUGUGCGGGCGAGCUGACCACCGACCGGACGGCCGAAAAAUGCCCCGAGGACAGCGACGACCAGCACCACGACCACCGGCUCCAGCUCUCCCCCAAAGCCGUGACGUCGUCCCCUCUGACGGGAGUGGAAGCUCCGGUCAUAAGUCACCACCACCACCCCCUCCAUCACCUCCACCACCAGCUCCAGCGCGAGGAGUCCAGCCGGAGCCUCGUCAGUGGCCACCACCUAAACACCAUCAAACUCUCCUCGUGCUUUGACAGCAGGCCUUCCCCUCAGAACCCUACGGUCAAGCCCAAGUUGUGGUCUCUGGCGGAGAUCGCUACCUCGGACCAAAAGCAACAGCAACAUCAGCAGCAACAGCAACUGGGGCAGUCCGGGCAACCGCAUUGCCCCUCCUCCAGCGGGGGACUCCUCACUCCCCCAACACCUUCCAGCAACCCCCCCGCCGCCAGCACCCCCUCCCUCUACCCGGCCCCCUCCAUCCUCGGAAGACCUAUUUAUUACACGUCUCCCUUUUAUAGCAAUUACACAAACUAUGGCGGCUUCAGCCCCCUGCAGGGCCAGGGGAUCCUGCGCUACACUAACGCGUCCGGAGUGAGUCUGGCCGCGGCCGCUGCGGCCGCUGCGGCCGCUGCAGCCAACGAGGGUCUGAGCUCCUCUCAGCAGGCUGCGGAGGCCAGCCCCAGCCCCAAACACAGGCCAGACUCCCCCCCCCUCGUUAAAAAUAACCCAAACCAGAUUGCUGCUGCAGCAGUCGAGCAGCAGCAGCAGCAGCAGCCUUUCAGACCCACAAAUUUAGAGGCUAAGAAAGGUACGUAAUGACGUGACGCACUGAGCGACUGUUACCAAAAUGAUAACUUAUGAAAACUUAUUUAAUCUUCUGUUGAAGCUUGGAAUUGAUCGUAUGUUCCUACACGGGUGGAAGUUAAAAAAAAAAGGAGUUCACUUGUUUUUUUUCAGUGCAGACUAACUGGUUUCCUCUGUGUCACUUUCAUGUGUCAUUGCUGUGACAUUAUGGGAUGAGUUGUCUGUCUCUGUCUUACUUUGAGUAAAUUGAUCCCUUUUCCGUGCGACGUUGCAGCAGAGACAGACAUCACGUUGAAGCACUGACAGAUUAAAAGAGACGCUACAGCCUAACAAGAAAGUAAAACGUUUUUUUGUUUAGUUUUUUUGUCUUUUGAGGAGGUGAAUGACAGUUCACAUCGAACUCAACCCAUGACUUAUUCAUCUCCAGUACCGUCGUUUUCAGGAAUAAAGACUAUAUAAUGUCUCUGUUUAGUUUCUUUUUAAAACAUAUGCAUAUUUGUGGUCUGCAGGAUCAUUAAAAGCACGCGACGGCAUUUUUAGAAAUGUAUUUGCAGCGAGCUUGUCUGAGUCUGCAGAGGCCUGUUGCAAAUGGACGCGCAAAAGUUUGUCGAGCAAAAGGACAAGGCCGAGAAUCCAGCCCGUGAAUCCGAUAAGCAGAGAAAUGUUGCCAUAGCUUUGAACAGGAACCCUAUUUUUAAUGUUCCCCUUUUUAUGUGCGCGCGUUUGCGUGUGUGUGUGUGUGAGAGUGAGCGUGUGUGUGCGUGUGUGUGUGUGUGCGUGCACAGUGGGCUUCAGACCUUAUCUGUCAGCUUGG
Menidia menidia (Atlantic silverside) is the source of this 2658-nucleotide messenger RNA. The record is from the annotation of a GenBank genome assembly. Lineage: Eukaryota; Metazoa; Chordata; Actinopteri; Atheriniformes; Atherinopsidae.